This is a messenger RNA of Hydractinia symbiolongicarpus, 720 nucleotides long. RefSeq names its product 60S ribosomal protein L11-like. Gene Ontology annotation, molecular function: structural constituent of ribosome; RNA binding. Bases 138 to 680 code for a protein of 180 amino acids. The transcript is spliced from 4 exons. Gene Ontology annotation, cellular component: ribosome; cytosolic large ribosomal subunit. Lineage: Eukaryota; Metazoa; Cnidaria; Hydrozoa; Anthoathecata; Hydractiniidae. Gene Ontology annotation, biological process: translation. The record is from RefSeq and is a predicted model, not a curated record.
AAAAUUUCGCUUUGAUGCACUUUUAGGUAGAGUCAUCAUUAUAUUUUUUCUUUCCUGGUCUGCAUAAUACACAUUCGACCUACAUUUCUUGUGCCUUCCCGUGGAUCUUCUCGAUCUUUAUCAUCCAGUCCGGCAACAUGGCGCCUCAAGAGGAAAAGAAGGUGGAAAAGGUCAACCCAAUGAAGGAAAUCAGAAUCCAGAAGCUGUGUAUCAAUAUUUGUGUUGGCGAAAGUGGUGACAGACUUGUACGUGCUGGCAAAGUAUUGGAAGCCUUGACUGGACAAACUCCAGUAUUUUCCAAAGCCCGUUACACUGUAAGAUCUUUCGGCAUUCGACGUAAUGAAAAAAUUGCUGUACAUUGCACUGUACGAGGUCCUAAAGCAGAAGAAAUUUUGGAAAAGGGUUUAAAAGUAAAAGAGUAUGAAUUGAGAAGACGCAAUUUCUCAGCAACUGGAAAUUUUGGAUUUGGAAUUCAAGAACACAUUGAUCUUGGAAUAAAAUACGAUCCCAGCAUUGGUAUUUACGGUAUGGACUUCUAUAUUGUCUUGGCCAGGCCCGGAUACAGUAUUGCAUACAGAAGACGCAAGAAGUCAAAAGUUGGGUUCAAACACAAAAUUACCAAGGCUGAUUCCAUGAAAUGGUUUCAACAGAAAUAUGAUGGUAUCCUGCUUAACAAAUAAAUUUCUUCGGAAGCACAGAAUAAAUACAUUUCGAAUGUUA